ACAACGAUUUAUCUUAUUUUUUACAAACUGGACUAACUAACGAAAAUUUCGAGUUUAAAUAUUGCGAUUUUAGGAAAAGUCACCUUCAGAUAGUCGUGCAAGAACUCACAUACUGGAGAUAAACAUAAUCAAUAAGAUGUACGAGGGAGGAGAGGAUUUAGUCACCAUCAAUGGUACUAUACAACGACUCAUAAACACACAGAUUGGUAAUACACUUCAUGAAUAUGAUGUUUGUGCUAGAGAAUUUAGUCCAAGUAGUGACUUUAAGAAACAGGAGAUAACACAUACAAGUGAAAAACGUUAUAAAUGUGAUGUUUGUGCUAAAGAAUUUGGUCGAAGUAGUCACUUAAAGAGACAUGUGAGAACACAUACAAGUAAAAAAAAUCAUAAAUGUGAAGUGUGUGCUAGAGAAUUCACCCAAGGUAGUGACUUUAAGAGACAUGCAAGAACUCACACGGGUGAAAAACCUUAUAAAUGUGAUAUUUGUGCUAGUGAAUUUUCUCGAAGUGGUGACUUAAAGAGACAUUUGAGAAGACAUACUGGUGAAACACCUCAUAAAUGUGAUGUGUGUGCUAAUGAAUUUACUCGCGGUAGUGACCUAAAGGCUCACAUGAGUACACAUACUGGAGAUAAACCCCAUGGCUGUGAUUUUUGUGGUAAACGGUUUAGUCAUAUUAGUAGUUUGCAGAAACACAUCAGAAUACAUUCAGGCGAUAAACCUCAUUGCUGUGAUGUAUGUGGUAGAAGGUUUAGUCAGCAUGGAAAUUUACAGAGACACAUGAGAACACACACAAAUAAUGAACCUCAUGACUGUGAUAUAUGUGAUAAACAGUUUGAUCGGUAUAGUAGUUUAGAGAGACACAUGAGAACACAUACAGGUGAUAACAAUCAUGACUGUGAUGUGUGUGGCAAAGAGUUCAGUCGACCUAGUCAUUUACAGGCACACAUGAGAACACAUACAGGUGUUAAACCUCAUGAGUGUGAUGUAUGUGGGAAAGGGUUUAAUCAUCUUAGUAAUUUUAAAAGGCAUAUGAAAAUACAUACAGGCGAAACAUGUAAACCUCAUAAUUGUGAUAUAUGUGGCAAAGUGUUUAGUCAAUCUAGUAGUUUAAAGAGACAUAUGAGAAUACAUACCAUGCAUACAGUCGAAACAUGUAAACCACAUUAUUGUGAUAUAUGUGGGAAAGGCUUUAGUCAUUUUUGUAGUUUAAAGAGACACAUGAGAAAACAAACAUGCAAUUUACCUUAUGACAGUCAUGUAUAUGGUACAGGGUUUACUCAGCAUUGUGAUAAAGAGAUUCACAUGAGAAUACAUACAGACAAUACACUUCCUAGCUGUGAUGUAUAUGGUUAAGGGUUUAUGCAGCAUUGUGAUGAAGAGAUUCACAUGAGAAUACAUACAGACAAUACACUUCCUAGCUGUGAUGUAUUUGGUUAAGGGUUUAUGCAGCAUUGUGAUGAAGAGAUUCGCAUGAGAAUACAUACAGACAAUACACUUCCUAGCUGUGAUGUAUUUGGUUAAGGGUUUAUGCAGCAUUGUGAUGAAGAGAUUCACAUGAGAAUACAUACAGACAAUACACUUCCUAGCUGUGAUGUAUAUGGUUGAGGGUUUAUGCAGCAUUGUGAUGAAGAGAUUCGCAUGAGAAUACAUACAGACAAUACACUUCCUAGCUGUGAUGUAUUUGGUUAAGGGUUUAUGCAGCAUUGUGAUGAAGAGAUUUGCAUGAGAAUACAUACAGACAAUACACUUCCUAGCUGUGAUGUAUAUGGUUAAGGGUUUAUGCAGCAUUGUGAUGAAGAGAUUCGCAUGAGAAUACAUACAGACAAUACACUUCCUAGCUGUGAUGUAUUUGGUUAAGGGUUUAUGCAGCAUUGUGAUGAAGAGAUUCACAUGAGAAUACAUACAGACAAUACACUUCCUAGCUGUGAUGUAUAUGGUUGAGGGUUUAUGCAGCAUUGUGAUGAAGAGAUUCGCAUGAGAAUACAUACAGACAAUACACUUCCUAGCUGUGAUGUAUUUGGUUAAGGGUUUAUGCAGCAUUGUGAUGAAGAGAUUUGCAUGAGAAUACAUACAGACAAUACACUUCAUAGCUGUGAUGUAUAUGGUUAAUGGUUAAGUCACCAUGGUAAUAAAGAGAUUCACAUGAGAAUACAUACAGGGCAAUACACAUAAUGACUGUGAUGUUUGUGGUUAAGGGUUUAGUCACAAUGGUAAUAAAGAAAUUCACAUGAGAAUACAUACAGACAAUACACUUCAUCAUGUUCAUAGCUGUGAUGUCUAUGGUUAAGUGUUUAGUCACCAUGGUGAUAAAGAGAAUCACAUGACAAUACAUACAAAGCAACAUGGUUAAGGGUUUAGUCGCCAUGGUGAUAAAGAGAAUCACAUGAGAAAACAUACAGCCUUUACUUGGCAAUACACUUCAAAACUGAGAUGUAUGUGGUUAAGGGUUUAGUCACCAUGGUAAUAAAGAGAUUCCCAUGAGAAUACAUACAGGGCAAUACACAUAAUGACUGUGAUGUUUGUGGUUAAGGGUUUAGUCACAAUGGUAAUAAAGAGAUUCACAUGAGAAUACAUACAGACAAUACACUUCAACAUGUUCAUAGCUGUGAUGUAUAUGGUUAAGUGUUUAGUCACCAUGGUGAUAAAGAGAAUCACAUGACAAUACAUACAAAGCAACAUGGUUAAGGGUUUAGUCACCAUGGUGAUAAAGAGAAUCACAUGAGAAUACAUACAGCCUUUACUUGGCAAUACACUUCAAAACUGAGAUGUAUGUGGUUAAGGGUUUAGUCACCAUGGUAAUAAAGAGAUUCCCAUGAGAAUACAUACAGGGCAAUAGUUUAGGGUUAAGUCACCAUGGUGAUAAAGAAUCGCAUGAGAAUGCAUACGGGUAAUACACUUCAUGACUGUGAGGUAUAUGAUUAAGGGUUUAGUUACCAUGGUAAUUUACAGAGAUACACAAGAGCACUUAUUGAUUGAAAAUCUCAUAAAUGGCAAUAUGUGGAAAAUAAUUUUUUAGAAGGGGUGACUUUUAAGAUUCACAUUAAAAUACAGACUGAGGAAGAAACUCAUAAAUUGGUUUUUUUUUUGUUUUUGUUUUGAAGAAUUCUUUUUUAGUUCAUCUGGCUGUGCAAUCAUGGUCGACAUGGUUAAAAAUAGACAAUAGUGGUAAAAUGCAGUUUUUAUACGCCCGUUUAAGGGACGUAUUAUGGUAUACCGUUGUACGUCCGUCUGUCCGUCCAUCCGUCGUCAACAUGUCGGACAUUAACUCAAAAACGCUUUAACCAAUUUGCUUAAAACUUUGGUGAAUUGUUUAUAUCUAUUGACGUCAGCUCCCUUUCGUUUUUUAUAAAUUUUAGAUUUUAUGUUUCCGAGUUAUGGGGUUUUAUUCAUUAAAAAAGGGGGAUUUUCCAGUUUUCGGACAAUAACUCAAGAAUGCUUUCACCAACUUGCAAGAAAUUUUGGUUAAUUGUUUAUAUCUAUUGACAUGAGCUCCCUUUGGAUUUUUAUAAAUUUUAGAUUUUACGUUUCCGAGUUAUGGGGUUUUAUUCAUAAAAAAAAGGGUGAUUUUCCAGUUUUCGGACAAUAACUCAAAAAUGCUUUCAGCAGUUCUCAUGAAACUUUGAUGAAUUGUUGAUAUCUAUUGAUGUAUUAGCUCCCUUUAGAAUUUUAUAAAUUUUAGAUUUUACAUUUCUGAAUUAUGGGGUUUUAUUCAUAAAAAAAAGGGUGAUUUUCCAGUUUUCAGACAAAAACCUAAAAAUGCUUUCAGCAAUUCGUAUGAAACUUUGGUGAACUGUUUAUAUCUAUUGAUGUAAGCUCCCUUUAGAAUUUUAUAAAUUUUAUUUGUUUAUAGUCUGACAACAGAUUUACUAAGUAUUGCGCAACAGCACAGUGUAUUGCACAACAGCAAGAAAUCUUUAAUUGAAUAUAAAUUCAAUUCAUAUAACCAACUUCAAGUUCUUUGACUACAUUUAUUCAGAAACCUAUAAUAGAUGUAUGUCAAAUAUUUAAUUACAAUCCAAAUUCAGACCUGUAUCAAGCUUGAAUAUUGUGUCCAUUUUUGCCCCAACUGUUCAGGGUUAGACCUCUGCGGGCGUAUCCAGCUGCGCUCAGCGAAGCAGUUUAUUGGCUUAUAUCUCUGAAACUAAAGCAUUUAGAGCAAAUCUGACAAUCAGUCAAAAUGUUCAUCAGGUCAAGAUUUAUCUGCCCUGAAAUUUUCAGACAAAUCAGACAAGUUGUUGGGUUGCUGCCACUAGGCACUAAAUUGGUAAUUUUAAGGAAAUUUUGCACUGUUUGGUUAUGAUCUUGAAUAUAUAUUAUAGAUAGAAAUAAACUAAGAAGCAAUUUUAAAUGUUCUACAAAUAAGUCAACAUGACCAAAAUUGUCAAUAGACCCUCAAGGAGUUAUUGCCCUUCAAAGUCAAUUUUUAACAAUAAUUGUUUACUUAAAUUUUUACAAAAAUCUUCUCCUGUGAAACUACUCAAGAUAAAUUUAACCAAACUCUGCCACAAUCAUUAUUAGGGUAUUUAGUUUUAAAAAUGUGUCUAAUGACCCUGUCUGCCAACCAGCAUGGCCGACGUGGCUAAAAAUAGGGAUUAAAUGCAGUUAUUGACUUAUAUCUCUGAAACUAAAGCAAAAGUAUAAUUACAUUACCAUUUAUAACUAUGUUUUGUAUGUUUAUAUUUGUUAUCCUUCACUAUCUGUAUCAUAUAUGUUUGUAUAAAUUUGUGUUCGCUUAACCCAUAUGGGUGUAUUUUGCUAAUAAAAUUAUUAUUAUUAACCAAA
This is a messenger RNA of Mytilus californianus (California mussel), 4783 nucleotides long. Its product is annotated as zinc finger protein 501-like. The transcript has 2 exons. Lineage: Eukaryota; Metazoa; Mollusca; Bivalvia; Mytilida; Mytilidae. Bases 137 to 1354 code for a protein of 405 amino acids. The record is from RefSeq and is a predicted model, not a curated record.